Messenger RNA from Plenodomus lingam JN3, 1641 nucleotides. Lineage: Eukaryota; Fungi; Ascomycota; Dothideomycetes; Pleosporales; Leptosphaeriaceae. The record is from RefSeq and is a predicted model, not a curated record.
AUGCUCGAUGUUGUCCCUCGCCAUUGUGUUCUUGCGGGACUAUUGCGUGUGCUCAGUCGCUCCUUCUGCAUGUCUGCAACCCCACAUUUCCCAAGGAAUCGAGCAUCGGAAAUGAAUCGAACUGCCUCUACCCUUCUGUCCAUAAAGCUGCCCACGCUCGAGCAGACCGCCCUUGCCAUCGCAAUUAUCCGCUUGAAGCCGUCCAAUGUAUCCGUACGAGACUACAUUUCACAGCUACGCCAGCAUACGCGCCAAGGAACAGAAGUAGCUUUGCAGCAGCAAUCGAGCCAAUACAUCGAUCUGGUCGCAUACUGGCAAGACCAAUGUCGACGAGUACAGGAGGAAUGCGACCGCUUGCAGAGUUCGAAUAUCAAACUCGAGCGAUCAAAUCACAAUCUCACCGCUCGCAUCGACCGACCAACGGAUGAUAGCAAUGUUCAGAUACCAGCUUCUCCAAGACGCAAAGGGCGGGCAGUUUCGCUAGUUCAGUUAAGGAAGCGACCACAACACAAAGCACCCCAGCAAUCAGUUGUAGAGACUCAGGAUACGAUGGAUGACGACUCGAAUUUUCUUGAUGCCCUGGGACACGAUGGUGCAUGCUUGACAAAGGCAUUGUUCACGACACACAGUUUAUGUCGAGCCUCUAACGUAGAAUCCAGUACACUAUGUCUCAGUCUCGUGAAGACCUCCACAGCACUCAACAGCGUGAUACGCGUUGUAGCCCGCAACUACGAGCAGCUAUCGUGCAGGGGGUUAGGGAAUUCGGAGCCUAGGUCUUUAGAUCACGACAAAUCAGAUUUUGCGAUUGCAUUGUCCGUAUGCGCAAGAGCAUUCAUGUCGAUACUCGUCGGCAUUGUUUGUGAGCUUGUGGAGACGUUCAAGUGCGCAUUGGAUGCAAUUCAAUGGUCGGCUCGUCAAACAGUGGAGCUGGUCGUCUCGCAGCCUAACCGGGUGAAAAAAGGCAAGCCAGCGAUGGUAGAUCAUUGUCCCAAAGAAUGUGAAGCAGCUCGAGCUAUUGCUCAACUCCUGGUGGGCUUUCUCGGGCUUCUAGAAAAAUCAGACGUCAACCAUCAGAAGCUUUUUGAUGGGUUUGUCUUCGUUCUCCUUGAGCGUGUUGGGCAAAGGCUUUACUACUGCACGUUUGGGCAUCACCGAAGCACUACUGUCGAGGUAAAUAUUCUAUCUGGUUUAGAUCAUGCCAAGUCGGUGCGGACCGUGAAGGACGAGUCUACAGCACUUGCUCUUCGCUUGGAACUGAAGUCGCUCGUCCUGAUACUCGAACGAGCGAUGGGGUUGGCGCCAUACCACAUGAAUCCCCAAACUGGCCGCCCGAUAAAAACGUCUGCGCAUCUGGCUCGUACACUGAGUACUAAGACUUUGCCGACAAAUUCACGUGCUCGCCUGAGCCCAAUUGCAAAAGAGCGACUUCAACGCACGCUAGUCACAUGCAUGUACGGUGACGCAGUCGAGGACGAGUUUCUUGAUGUCCUCACGAAACCCGUGCCAGCAAUGCGAGUGGGUUCUCUCCAAAAUGUAGCUAAGGUCGAAGACAAAAAUGUGGAAGAAUGGUAUAAGCAGGAGGUAUGGCGCCUGGUAGGAUGGGAUGUGCUGGCUAAAGAGAGUGGAGUGGUGAACAUGUAA